AGAAUUGCCAGACUUAAGUGGCAGUGGGCGGGCCACAUUGCUCGCAGAACCGAUGGCCGAUGGAGCAGAAAGGUUCUCGAGUGACGACCACGUACCGGAAGACGCAGCGUGGGAAGGCCCCAGACUAGAUGGACCGACGAUCUGGCUAAAGUCGCGGGAAACUGUUGGUUGAGGGAAGCGAAUGACCGUUCGUUGUGGAGAUUCUUAGAGGAGGCCUUUGUCCAGUAGUGGACGUCUUUCGGCUGAAAUGAUCAUAAUGAAUGAAUGAAAAACAUUUAUUUCGAGUAACUAUGGACUCAUACAAAUUUGUUAGUAUACUUACGUUUCUAAUGCUAGUACUUAAUUAAUUAUUCUAUAUCUAUUUAUAAAUUAUCAUAAUAUGUAUACACUGCUGGAAACAUGCCUUUCGCAGCAGUGUCUCAUGUACGGGCAGUCAAGUCUGUCCGCUAUCAGACACAGGAUAGGGUUGGGGCUGGCCCGCACCCGGCGCACCAGGGAUAUGCAUCGUUUGCGCAUAAUAGUUGCAUAGAAGCAGUCCACGCGCGGUUCUGCAAACAUCCCUGAAGCGCUGCAGAAACGAGGCAGCCCCAUCAACACCCGGAACGCGUUGCUAUAUUGUACCCGGAUAAUGAUGAUGAUUAGGUAUCUACAGUAAUAAUUUAUAUAAUUUUCAUUGCAAGAUCACAUGCUAAUAUGCGACAACACCAAAUAAACAACUGUUCAUGUUAAAUUAGCCACGGCAUAAAACAAUGUAACGAUUAAGGGCAUUGUACGAAUUCUAUCAGUCGCCUAUCGCAAGCUAUCCGAUUAGAUUACGGCUGACUCACUCCAAACAUAUAAACGGAUACGCAACUUAUCUAUCGCAUUCGCAUUCGAUGUUUCACUAAUAAUUUAUAUAGUGCCCUUACUUAAAAACAACACAAAACAAAAAAAUACGAAAUAAUUUGAGUCGUUCCAUAUUUAAACAUAUCCGUGAAAUGGUUUACCCGCCGCCCGGACCGCCGCCACCACCGUACUACGGCCCUCCACAUCCAUGGGGCCCUCACCCCCACUACCCGCCACCGCCGCAUAUGUAUCCACCCCCACCGCACGACGGUGGAUACCCUCCAGGACAAUACCCACCACCACCACAGCCUUUUUAUGUUCCUGGGACUAUGAUGGUGCCGGUACCUGUACCGCCAGCUCCUCAAGACCCCGCUAACAACGCAACUUAUAUUACUAACUAUAUCUACCACGGUGAAAGUCCAGCUUCAAGCUCAGUCCCAGCGAUAGUCGAUGAAGUACGAGUAGUGGAAGAUUCUGGAGAACACGAAUGGGUUCCAACAACAGCGACAAUGGCCAGUCAUUUGACAGGGCGAGCAGUGGUUGGCGGUCACGAAGGUUGGGAUGGAAGCCCGUUAUGGGUCAUAAGGGCGUGGCAUGCUGGAGAUCUGAUCCCAGGGAAGCUAUCUAUCCGGCAUUGCGCUGCUACUGUCGUCCAUGAUGGGAAGGAAAUACCGGUGCAGAAUAUUGAAGUGCUGUGCUCUAAGCCUGAAUGUUUAAGAUGGGUGCCUGCGUCUACGGGUAACGUUCCUCCUGGGGCAAUUCCUGGAGGUCGAACGUCUUCUGGAGAGACGUUGUACGUCGGCAGAGCGAGAUACCAGCUCUCUGUGACGCCGGGAAAGGUCCAUCCGAGCCACAGUUCGUGUUACAUCGGUUUUUCCGGGAAUGAGGUGGCGCAUAAAAUGUAUGACGUGUUGUGUAGAGCUAGCUGAUUGUGAUAUUUGUUGUUGAAGUCUGAGAUAUCUCAUCGCUUAUCGUUUCUUUGUUCGAUAGAUAGUGUUAAGUACCUGUUAAUAUUGCAAAUAGCUAAGAAUAAAAUCAUGGAGUUGAUUUAUUCCAAAGUGAAGCUAAAGUUGGAUUUA
Cydia pomonella (codling moth) is the source of this 1904-nucleotide messenger RNA. RefSeq lists its product as uncharacterized. Bases 978 to 1754 code for a protein of 258 amino acids. The record is from RefSeq and is a predicted model, not a curated record. The transcript has a single exon. Lineage: Eukaryota; Metazoa; Arthropoda; Insecta; Lepidoptera; Tortricidae.